Ilex paraguariensis (yerba mate) is the source of this 3965-nucleotide messenger RNA. The record is from the annotation of a GenBank genome assembly. NCBI's taxonomy places the organism in Eukaryota, Viridiplantae, Streptophyta, Magnoliopsida, Aquifoliales, Aquifoliaceae.
AGAUAAAGUCUACUACUUGACCAAAUCGCAGGGAAGGGAACCGGAGAGAAGCAGCGUACCCUAUUAGGGUUUGAGGUGUACGCCUCCCACUUUAAAUCAACACUUUUCUCUCAGUGCGCUGCCCGCCGAUUAGCGUAAGGUCACUGAGAGCCUCCAGUCACCUCGCCGCCUCCUUCUAUCCCCGUCUUCGCUGAGAUCUCUCUCUCUUUGUGUGUGCGUGUAAAGACGUAAGCAUAUAUCGAUUUUUUGAUUCUGUAUUCUUCUUGUCAUCUGUGUAGUGGAUCUAUUUGCCGUGGUAAGCUCUUUGCUUCUUUUAACUGGUUGUAUUCAACUAUCGCUAUGGCUACGUUUGUUCUCUGUAUUACUUUAUGUUUGACGGGUGGAGUAUGUAUUUUUCCUCCUAGGCUAUAAAACUCUAUGGGGGAUUUUCGGAUUUUGUGCUCUUUUUGGCAUUAAAAACAUCGUGCUUGUUGAAUUUCAAUAUCAAGUGAAUUAGAUCUAUGUUAUGAUUUGAUUUUCUAUCUCCUUAAUGUUAUCGGUCUAAUAGAACUUCUAUGAAUUUCAUCCGGUAGCCAUAGAUUUUAAUUUCAUUGUCUUCAGCUGAUAUAUCUACUUCCGGUGAUCUGCAAUGGUUUUCGUGCUUAGCUAACUUCUCAUUGUUUUGAGUUUAAAUAUGAAAUCAAUAGCGUGCGGCACUUAAUCUAAAGUUUCUCGUACUAUUUUGAUGCUGAAGAGGAACUAUAUUCUCUGUGUCUCUCUUUUAACACUACAUGUGCUAAUUUUCAGAUUCGUCUGUCUGUUUAGCCGACUUAUUAUUUUGAAUUUUGAAUGAGAAAUUUCAUUAAUUGCUGGAAGGGACCAUGUUAAUUAUAUCAUGCUCCUCACAAUUGCUGUUAUCUUCAAGCCAAGGAAACUUAGUAAUUUAUCUGUUAGAUGUAUUUUGCCUCUUCAACUUGUACUAACAUGUUUUUGAGCCAAAGAGGAGCAUGCUAUUUUUUAAUAUAUUUAUGUGGCCAUUUUCUAAGUUAAAAUGUUAAGUGUUACUAGCUUUUUAUUUUUUUGUUUCCAAAAGUGGUGAUAGCCUAUGCCUUUUCUAGCUGUUGACUUGAUGCACAAAUAACAUAGCUGACCAGUAGGGACAAAUUACUUCAACUUUUGGGAUUUUGUUCAUAUCUUUUGUGGCUGUAGGUCUUUUCCAUUGUGUGUUGUAGCUGCAUGUUUUCUUUUUUCUUUUUCUCAAAUCUUCAGGAGCCACAUGUUGAUGCCGGUUUGUAUAUUGAGUUUAUGAUUUUUUUUUCUCUUUUUACCUUACUUUAAAGUGUAGCUUACUGAUUUUACACUGAUUGUGUUUUGUUGUGUUGAAUGGCAGGCAUUUUUUUGAGGAUCAUUUCCCAUUUAUAUACGUCUGUUUGUCACAUUUAACACUAGUCAAAAUGGUGAAGUUCACAGCUGACGAACUUCGCAGGAUUAUGGACUAUAAGCAUAAUAUUCGUAAUAUGUCUGUCAUUGCUCAUGUUGAUCAUGGGAAGUCCACUCUUACUGAUUCUCUUGUGGCUGCUGCUGGUAUCAUCGCCCAAGAAGUUGCUGGUGAUGUACGUAUGACAGAUACCCGUGCAGAUGAAGCUGAACGCGGUAUCACCAUUAAGUCCACUGGUAUCUCACUUUACUAUGAGAUGAGUGAUGAAUCUCUAAAGAGCUAUAAGGGAGAGCGACAAGGGAAUGAGUAUCUUAUCAAUCUCAUCGAUUCACCGGGGCAUGUUGACUUCUCAUCCGAGGUGACAGCUGCUCUUCGUAUCACUGAUGGUGCCCUUGUUGUUGUAGAUUGCGUUGAAGGGGUCUGUGUUCAAACAGAAACUGUCCUCCGACAAGCCCUUGGAGAAAGGAUCCGACCUGUCCUAACUGUCAACAAGAUGGACAGGUGCUUCCUUGAACUCCAGGUUGAUGGAGAGGAGGCAUACCAGACAUUCUCCAGAGUUAUUGAGAAUGCAAAUGUCAUUAUGGCCACAUAUGAGGAUCCACUUCUUGGUGAUGUUCAGGUGUACCCUGAGAAAGGGACAGUUGCUUUCUCUGCUGGGCUCCAUGGUUGGGCCUUUACUCUAACUAACUUUGCAAAGAUGUAUGCCUCUAAGUUUGGAGUUGAUGAGGCUAAGAUGAUGGAAAGGCUUUGGGGUGAGAAUUUCUUUGAUCCUGCUACAAAGAAGUGGACCACCAAGAACACCGGCACCCCUACAUGCAAGCGUGGAUUUGUCCAGUUCUGCUAUGAACCCAUCAAACAGAUCAUCAAUACUUGCAUGAACGAUCAGAAAGAUAAACUGUGGCCCAUGUUGCAAAAGCUUGGUGUCAGCAUGAAGUCUGAUGAGAAGGAUUUGAUGGGGAAGCCAUUGAUGAAGCGUGUUAUGCAGACAUGGCUUCCUGCUAGUAGUGCCCUCUUGGAAAUGAUGAUCUUCCAUCUUCCAUCGCCGGCUACGGCUCAAAAAUACCGUGUUGAGAACUUAUACGAGGGACCACUUGAUGAUCUUUAUGCUAAUGCUAUCAGAAACUGUGAUCCUGAGGGGCCUCUUAUGCUCUAUGUUUCAAAGAUGAUUCCAGCAUCUGAUAAGGGCAGGUUUUUUGCAUUUGGUCGUGUGUUUGCUGGGAAGGUAUCAACCGGUUUGAAGGUCAGAAUAAUGGGUCCCAAUUAUGUCCCUGGCGAGAAAAAGGAUUUGUAUGUUAAGAGUGUCCAGAGAACUGUUAUUUGGAUGGGAAAGAAGCAGGAAACUGUUGAGGAUGUACCAUGUGGGAACACGGUUGCCUUGGUUGGUUUAGAUCAAUACAUUACCAAAAACGCUACCCUGACAAAUGAAAAGGAAGUGGAUGCUCAUCCAAUCCGAGCGAUGAAAUUCUCUGUCUCACCGGUCGUGCGUGUUGCUGUUCAGUGUAAGGUAGCGUCUGACCUUCCCAAGCUUGUUGAAGGUCUGAAACGGUUGGCCAAGUCUGAUCCUAUGGUUGUUUGUACCAUUGAGGAGUCUGGGGAGCAUAUCAUUGCUGGUGCUGGAGAACUGCACCUUGAGAUCUGUUUGAAAGACUUGCAGGAUGAUUUCAUGGGUGGAGCAGAAAUCAUAAAAUCGGAUCCAGUUGUGUCCUUCCGUGAGACAGUUCUUGAGAAGUCAUGUCGGACUGUGAUGAGCAAAUCUCCAAACAAACACAACCGUCUUUACAUGGAAGCUAGACCUCUGGAGGAUGGGCUUGCCGAGGCCAUUGAUGAUGGGCGUAUUGGUCCAAGAGAUGAUCCCAAGGUUCGGUCUAAAAUCUUGGCUGAGGAGUUUGGUUGGGACAAAGAUCUUGCAAAGAAGAUUUGGUGCUUUGGCCCUGAAACCACUGGUCCUAAUAUGGUGGUUGACAUGUGUAAGGGAGUUCAGUAUCUGAAUGAAAUCAAGGAUUCUGUUGUUGCAGGUUUCCAGUGGGCUUCAAAGGAAGGUGCAUUGGCUGAGGAAAACAUGAGGGGUAUUUGUUUUGAAGUUUGUGAUGUUGUUCUUCAUGCUGAUGCCAUUCAUAGAGGUGGUGGCCAGGUCAUUCCAACAGCUAGGAGGGUUAUUUAUGCUUCCCAAAUAACUGCCAAGCCCCGACUUCUGGAGCCUGUGUAUCUGGUGGAGAUCCAAGCUCCAGAGCAAGCUCUUGGUGGAAUCUACAGUGUCCUGAACCAGAAACGUGGGCAUGUGUUUGAGGAGAUGCAGAGGCCAGGCACCCCACUAUACAACAUAAAGGCAUACCUUCCUGUUGUUGAGUCAUUCGGUUUUUCAGGCACCUUGAGAGCUGCUACUUCAGGGCAGGCUUUCCCCCAGUGUGUGUUUGAUCAUUGGGACAUGAUGUCAUCUGAUCCAUUAGAACAGGGAUCACAGGCAGCACAGCUUGUCACUGAGAUCCGCAAGAGGAAGGGUUUGAAGGAGCAGAUGACACCACUUUCUGAGUUUGAGGACAAGCUUUAA